Messenger RNA from Patella vulgata (common limpet), 471 nucleotides. RefSeq names its product lactosylceramide 1,3-N-acetyl-beta-D-glucosaminyltransferase-like. NCBI's taxonomy places the organism in Eukaryota, Metazoa, Mollusca, Gastropoda, Patellidae. Gene Ontology annotation, molecular function: hexosyltransferase activity. The transcript is spliced from 2 exons. Gene Ontology annotation, cellular component: membrane. The record is from RefSeq and is a predicted model, not a curated record. The annotation marks the transcript as partial.
ACAGAGACAAUUGUCAAUCCUCAUAAUUAUUCUUAUAUUUUAAAUCGGCCUGAGGCGUGUAAUACAAACACAGUACUAAUCAUGAUCGUGUGCACAAGUAUGAACAAUUUUGGAGAACGUGAAGCCAUCAGGAAUACCUGGGGAGCAGUGGGAGGAGAUAUCAACUCCAAUAUCACUCUACUGUUUUUGGUUGGAAGUGGUAGUUCAGAAGAUGUUCAAAAACAAAUUUUCAAUGAAAGCAAUCUUUAUAGGGAUAUCAUUCAAGAAAGGUUUACAGACAGUUACCGGAAUUUAAGUAUCAAAUCACAGGCCAUGCUCAAAUGGAUUAACUCAUUUUGUUUAACAGCCAAAUACGCUUUAAAAAUAGAUGACGAUAUGUAUGUUAAUGUUCCUAAUUUACUAAAAGCAAAGACAUCACUAAAGACAAAACUCUUUUGGUUGGAAGAUAUUUAUAUAACAGGACUGUGCGCA